AUGUCUGAAGGUAGCGUUAAGAGUUUCAAAAUUUUAGGAGUCUCCAAAUGGCUUGUGGAGACCUUGAAUGCCAUGAAAAUUAGUCAACCGACGACUAUUCAAAGUGCAUGUAUACCGGAGAUUUUGAAAGGAAGGGAUUGUAUUGGUGGUGCUAAGACUGGUUCCGGUAAAACCAUUGCAUUUGGUGCACCUAUGUUGACCAAAUGGUCGGAGGAUCCCUGUGGUAUGUUCGGAGUAGUGUUGACACCAACCAGAGAACUGGCUAUGCAAAUUGCGGAGCAAUUUACAGCUUUGGGAAGCAAUAUGAAUAUUAGGGUGAGUAUCAUUGUAGGUGGUGAAGAUAUUGUUAAACAGGGAUUAGAAUUACAGAGGAAACCGCACUUUAUAAUUGCCACCCCGGGUAGAUUAGCACAUCACAUUUUGAACAGUGGUGAUGAUACUGUAGGUGGUUUGAUCAGAACAAAAUUUUUAGUUCUUGAUGAGGCUGAUAGUCUUUUAACCGGUACGUUCGCAAAGGAUUUGGCUAUAUGCAUUGGAGCAUUGCCCCCCAAGAAUAAAAGACAGACGCUUUUGUUUACCGCCACCGUCACAGAUCAAGUGAGGGCCCUAGAGAAUGCGCCCUCUGAAGGGAAACCUCCACUAUUUACUUAUGAAGUCGCUAGUAUGGAUAAAGUGGCAAUUCCUUCGUCUUUGAAGACUGAAUACAUCCUAGUACCGGAAUAUGUCAAAGAAGCUUAUUUGUAUCAAUUGCUCACCUGCGAGGAUUAUAAGGAUUCGACCGCCAUGGUAUUUGUAAAUAGAACUAUGGCAGCUGAAAUUCUGCGAAGGACCCUAUAUGCUAUGGGAGUGAGAGUAACUUCAUUACACUCACAAAUGCCACAACAAGAGAGAACGAAUUCUUUGCACAGGUUCCGUGCCAAUGCAGCUCGUGUUCUUAUUGCUACUGACGUUGCAUCAAGAGGUCUUGAUAUUCCAACGGUUCAGUUAGUGGUUAACUACGACAUCCCAUCGGACCCAGAUGUUUUCAUCCACAGGUCUGGUCGUACCGCUCGUGCUGGUAGAAGGGGUGAUGCUAUCUCAUUCAUAACACAAAGAGAUAUUUCUAGAAUCCAGGCUAUUGAAGAACGUAUAAAUAAAAAGAUGGGAGAGUGUGAUAAGGUUCACGAUACCGCGGUUAUCAGGAAAAGUCUAAACAGUGUUACAAAGGCCAAGAGAGAAUCUUUAAUGGCUAUGGAGAAAGAAAAUUUUGGUGAAAAGAAAAUCCAACGUAAGAAGAAAAACCAAAAGGGAUUUAGGAGCACAGAUUGA
This is a messenger RNA of Zygosaccharomyces rouxii, 1308 nucleotides long. RefSeq names its product ATP-dependent RNA helicase DBP8 (gene DBP8). The coding region runs from base 1 to 1308 and encodes 435 amino acids. The record is from RefSeq and is a predicted model, not a curated record. NCBI's taxonomy places the organism in Eukaryota, Fungi, Ascomycota, Saccharomycetes, Saccharomycetales, Saccharomycetaceae. The transcript has a single exon. Gene Ontology annotation, molecular function: RNA helicase activity; ATP binding; nucleic acid binding.